UUUUAAAUUUUUAUCAAAAAAAAAAAAAGUUCAAAGAAAUACACAAAAAUGUCUCCCAAAUACGUUUUGAAUUAUUUCAAUAUUCAAGGAAAAGGUGAAGUAGCUAGACUUUUGUUUCAUUUCAAAGGUGUGGAGUUCACAGAUAAUCAAAUUAACUUUCAAGAUUGGCCUUCACAGAAAAGCGAUCAAUCCAGGUUUCCUUUGGGACAAAUGCCAACAUUAGAAAUUGAUGGACAUACUGUUUGUCAGUCUGCAGCUAUAAACUCAUACUUGGCAGAAACAUUUGGUCUUAAUGGAGCUAAUGCUUCUGAAAGAUUGGUCAUUAAUCAAGUAUGUGAGACUCUAAAUGAUUUCUGGAAUGAUUACAUUGAAGUUUGGAAAAACAAAACGUUGGAUAGUGAUCAAAAAAAUGCAGCUUUUGCAGAACUUCUUGUAAAAGAAACAACUAAAUUAAAACUAUCUUUUCUUGAGAGCUUGCUCAAGCGUAACCAUGAUGGUCAUGGUUAUUUUGUUGGUGAUUCAAUUACCCUUGGAGAUUUGGUAUUCUUCCACACUACUGGAAUGGUUGACAAGUCAUUGUUAAACGAUUUUCCAUUGCUAACAGAGCUAAAUAAUCGAGUUAGGCAUAGCGCUGAGCUUAAGUCUUAUUUGGAUAACCGUACACAUCCUCCUAUGCCCUAAAAUUUUACAAAGAAUUUUUUAAUUUAUUUUUUGAUAAUAAAUAUUUGACAUUU
Messenger RNA from Hydra vulgaris (swiftwater hydra), 734 nucleotides. Its product is annotated as glutathione S-transferase. The record is from RefSeq and is a predicted model, not a curated record. Gene Ontology annotation, biological process: glutathione metabolic process. Gene Ontology annotation, molecular function: glutathione transferase activity. NCBI's taxonomy places the organism in Eukaryota, Metazoa, Cnidaria, Hydrozoa, Anthoathecata, Hydridae.